AUGAGUCUUGAAAACUAGAAUUAGAGCUAUGGGCAUGCGGGUACUCUUAGUUCUGGGGUUGCUAGACUUUAAUUGCCUAAAAACAAAUAGAAAGUCAGUUUUUCGAAUAAUAAUAGCUCACGACGGAGAAACUCAAAGAAGGAUGGUGAAAGUGGGUAUUCAUCUCGUUAAAAUACCUUGAGAAAGGAAGUCUUAAAUGAGAAGUUGCCAGAGCAUGAAAAGCGUGAUAGAGGAUAUCAUGCUAAGGAAAGUUUCUCCUUCUACCGAUAUAUGGCUAAAUAAAACUAGAUAGGCAAGGACUUCGCCAAUGAUAGAGAAAGGGAAUGGAGUGAAAAGUAUGCAGAAAUAGGUACAAUGAAUAAUAUCCUGAAGAUGAAGGUUGUUAUGAUGAGUGAUAAGAUCAAGAGUUUAAAGACUGAGGGGUUUAAUUACAAGGACCGUAAGAUAUCCAAAGCAGGAAGAAUCUGGGUGAAAGAAGGAGAUAAAAAUCAGAAUCUUGACUAUGAGAUGGAGGAAAGAAAGUUAUUCCUUAGAUCUUAGAUCAGAAAUGGUAUCUUAUGUAAAGAUACUGAGAUGCUCAAAUAAGCAAUAAAUACAGCUCAUAAAUAUCCCUAGAUUCUUGAUCAGAUCUAGUUAGAUGUUACUCAUGCCGAACUCGUUGUUAUUAAAAUUCAAGAGAGAAAGAGAUAAAUUGAGAAGCUUAGAGAAAAGUAAAGAAAUUUGGAGUUGAUAGAAGAAGUAGUAAAUGGAAGGUAGAGCCUACAAAGUAGUCAAAUUAAUAGUCCAAUAGGAAGCCCUGUAAAUUUAGAUUACUUUUCCUCAAGCGAAAGUGAUAGGUAUGAUACUUUCUAAAGGCUUUAAUAGCAGUUUAAUUCUGGUAUAUCUGAAGCAGAUACACUCGAGAAACUAGCUAUUGUACUUAAGAAGUAUACUAAACCAGUAGAAUUACCAUUCAAAACUAGAGAAGUAGAAGAUUUAUCAUACUUGAAAGAAUGA
Molecule: messenger RNA, 996 nt
Organism: Stylonychia lemnae
Lineage: Eukaryota; Ciliophora; Spirotrichea; Sporadotrichida; Oxytrichidae
Source: the annotation of a GenBank genome assembly